This is a messenger RNA of Acanthisitta chloris (rifleman), 923 nucleotides long. RefSeq names its product immunoglobulin superfamily DCC subclass member 3-like. The record is from RefSeq and is a predicted model, not a curated record. Gene Ontology annotation, biological process: axon guidance; cell-cell adhesion. Gene Ontology annotation, molecular function: protein binding. The annotation marks the transcript as partial. Gene Ontology annotation, cellular component: axon; plasma membrane. NCBI's taxonomy places the organism in Eukaryota, Metazoa, Chordata, Aves, Passeriformes, Acanthisittidae. The transcript has 6 exons.
AUCCUGUGGAAAUGGAGUACCAGGAGGCUGUUAGCAAGAGCACCUUCCAGCAGCUAGUGACUGAUUUGGAGCCCUCGACCAGCUAUAGCUUUUAUAUAAAGGCUUACACCUCCCGGGGUGCCAGCAAAGCCUCAGAAGUCACGGUGGUGAGCACGCUGGGAGAAGUCCCAGCCAUGCCAUCCCUCUUUAUUAAAGUCAUUAACAGCACUGCUGUGCAGGCGACGUGGGAGCCCUCCAUCAAACUGGGCCAGCACGAAGGCUUCAAGCUGUAUUACCGCAAGGUCCACCUCUCCCAGUACACAGGUCCAGUGCUACUGGCCAGCAACGUCACGGCAUACAACAUCACCCACCUGGAUGCGUCGGUGGUGUAUGAAGUCAAGCUCCUUGCCUAUAACCAGCAUGGGGAUGGAAACUCAACUGUUCGCUUCGUGUCCUUGAGGGAAACUGUGGAGAGGACAGUGCUGAAUCCUCCCUGUGACUGCAUGAAGGAUGAGCAGAACAAUAAAACCUCCACAACUGGCAUUAUCAUCGGGAUCCACAUCGGCGUCACGUGCAUCAUAUUCUGCAUCCUCUUCCUCAUGUUCGGCUACCGAGGAAGGCUGCUGAUGUGCAAAAACGUGCAGGAGCAGCUGUCAACCCCCCAGAUCCCCAGGAGCCAGCGGAGCGCCACGGGGCUCGUCCUGAACGGGGCUGCUCGCAGGGACAGGGACGACCGGGACUUGAAUGGGAAGCAGCUGGAUAUGAACGAGCUGGAGAGGUUAUUCCCAGCAUCCCCAUCCCAGGAGCAGCAGGAUAAGGGAGUAACGUCGGCUCACAGCCCAGCGACACCCCACAACGACACCCAGAUCACCACACUCCCUCUGGAUGAGUUCAGCAUCAUCGAGGAGCAGCCAGACCCUCUCCCAAAAACCCUUCUCCCUCCA